AAUAAAAAUACGAAAACGAAAUAAUUUUUCUCUUUUAUAAUUUUACAUUCUGAGAUGAAUACAAUAUUUUUACUAUACUCUAAAUUAUUAUCGUGACUAAUCUUAUUGGAAUUAAACUUUUUGUACCGUUUUAUUACAUAGAAAAAAUCAUGUUUCGGAAAAGUCAACUAAGAGCACUUUUGUGCAGAGGACGUAGAAAAAAAAUAACAAGUUUAGUCAUCAUUUUGAUAUUUUUGAUAAACGCAAUGUUCUAUGUAAGUUUAGAACUAUACAAUAUUAUAAAGAGAAGGAAUAAGGACCCUUGGUAUAAGAGCUUACGAUAUGACCAAGACUCUUAUGUUGACAAGACUGGUAUGAGAGUUAUUGUAGGUCAUUAUGUUGGAGGAAACUCUGGAGGCAACUUGUCUGAAGAUGUAAUAAAUACUAACCAUUAUGCACCAAUAGAAGGGGCAGGCGAGGGUGGUAGGCCAGUCCAACUAUCACAGAGAGAAAUCAUACCUGCCCGGGAUCUAUAUGCCCUGCAUUCAUAUAACAUAGUUGUCAGUGAUAGGAUAUCAAUUAAUAGAAGUCUUCCUGAUAUGCGCAGUGAGAGUUGUAGGAGUAUCCAAUAUAAUUUAGCAGAUCUACCAACAGCGAGUGUGAUAAUAGUCUUCCAUAAUGAAGCCUGGUCUACUCUCAUGAGAACUGUGAUGUCAGUUAUUAUCAGAUCUCCAGCAGAAUUGUUAAGACAGAUUAUUUUAGUAGACGACGCAAGUGAUAGAAAGUAUUUAGGCAAAGAAUUGGAAGAUGCAAUAGCUAGGUUAGACAUAGUACAACUUUUGAGAAGUGUGAACCGAACUGGUUUGGUGGGAGCAAGGCUCAUGGGCGCCAGGGCAGCCACGGGAGAUGUCUUAGUAUUUCUGGAUGCUCAUUGCGAGGUCACGCAAGGCUGGCUCGAGCCUCUGUUAGACAGAGCGGGAAGUGACGAUGUGUUUAUUUGUCCACACAUUGACCUGCUGUCAGAGGACACGUUGGCUUACACAAAGAGCAUUGACGCGCACUGGGGCGCAUUCAGCUGGCGCCUACAUUUCCGCUGGCUCAUGCCCAGUAGUGAGGUAAUGAUGAACAAAUCUAAAAAUCCUUUCAAGCCUUACCCGACACCGGCGAUGGCUGGAGGUCUUUUCGCCGUUCGAAAAAGCCUAUUCUGGCGUUUAGGUGGAUAUGAUGACGGUAUGAUCAUUUGGGGAGCCGAGAAUCUAGAACUUUCCUGGCGUGCGUGGCAGUGUGGUGCCAGAAUUGAAAUAACGUCGUGUUCUAGAGUAGGACAUAUUUUUAGAAGACAUAGCCCAUACAAGUAUCCCGGUGGAGUUGGAAAAGUUCUUAAUUCGAAUUUAGCUCGAGCGGCAACGGUAUGGAUGGACGAGUGGGCUGAUUUCUUUUUUAAGUUCAAUCCUUCUGUGGCUGCGAUUCGUGACACGCAAAGUGUGGCAAAUAGGGUUGAGCUUCGCAAGAGAUUAAACUGUAAAAGUUUUAAGUGGUACUUGGACAACGUGUGGCCGCAAAACUUUUUCCCAAGUGAAAACCGCUGGUUCGGAAGAAUACGGAAUGAUAAAGGAAGUUGUAUCGGGGUAGUUGCAGGAACGCCCGGGUUAGGAGGACCCGCCUCGGGAAUCAGUUGCGGCAGCGAUCUCGACCUUGAUAGAUUACUAGUUUAUACCCUCGAAGGAAAAAUCAUGGCCGAUGAAGGGUUAUGUUUACAGCAAGGAAACGGUAGGGCGGUGUGGAAAACUUGUAGUACCAGUAAAAAGCAAAUAUGGCAGCAGAAAGGUCCUAGGUUAAAAACUGUGGACGGACUCUGUCUGACUUUAGUGGCUAGUGAAAAUAAAGACGGGGAUGAUCCAUUAACGGCUAAACGGUGUUUAGAAGAUAGCAGACAAAUAUGGCAUUUCGAGAGAGUGCCUUGGCGAUAAAAUGUGAUACUUAAUACUCGUACAAAUUGUUAGAAGUGAUUAUUUAGUUUAAUAUUAUAAUCAUCUCAGUGUGAUAUCUCAAUAUUUGAUCUGAA
This is a messenger RNA of Maniola jurtina (meadow brown), 2044 nucleotides long. RefSeq names its product polypeptide N-acetylgalactosaminyltransferase 3-like. The transcript is spliced from 7 exons. Bases 150 to 1949 code for a protein of 599 amino acids. Lineage: Eukaryota; Metazoa; Arthropoda; Insecta; Lepidoptera; Nymphalidae. The record is from RefSeq and is a predicted model, not a curated record. Gene Ontology annotation, cellular component: Golgi apparatus.